Messenger RNA from Beta vulgaris subsp. vulgaris (sugar beet), 1897 nucleotides. RefSeq names its product repetitive proline-rich cell wall protein 2. The record is from RefSeq and is a predicted model, not a curated record. The coding region runs from base 50 to 1750 and encodes 566 amino acids. The transcript has a single exon. NCBI's taxonomy places the organism in Eukaryota, Viridiplantae, Streptophyta, Magnoliopsida, Caryophyllales, Amaranthaceae.
UUCAAACCAAGUAUUCCACACCUCAUCUCUUCAUCUUCAUUCCAUCAAAAUGGCUCUCAAUCGUGCUGCUAUCAUGACCUUCUUCGUCAUAACUUUAGUGGCAAUUUCAUCUGCUAGUGAUUCCUAUAGCCCUGCUACCGAAUACAAGAAACCAUCUUACUCCCCCGUUUAUACCCCAUCACCUGAAUACACACCAUCGCCAGUAUACAAGUCUCCAGAGUACUCACCAGCCCCGACAUACAAAUCCCCAGAGUACUCACCAUCUCCAGUGUACAAGUCUCCUGAGUACUCACCAUCUCCAGUGUACACCUCCCCAGAAUACUCACCAUCUCCAGUGUACAAGUCCCCAGAUUACUCACCAUCCCCAGUAUACAAGUCCCCAGAGUACUCACCAUCCCCAGUAUACAAGUCCCCAGAGUACUCACCAUCUCCAGUAUACAAGUCUCCAGAGUACUCACCAUCUCCAGUAUACAAAUCUCCAGAAUACUCUCCAUCUCCUGAAUACAAGGCCCCAGUAUAUGAGGCACCAGUUUAUAGCCCAUCCCCCGUAUACAAGUCACCAGUAUACUCCCCAUCUCCAGUAUAUGAGACACCAGUUUACAGUCCAUCCCCUGUCUAUAAGUCACCUGCAUACACCCCAUCUCCAGUAUAUGAGGCACCAGUUUACAGCCCAUCCCCCGUUUAUAAGUCACCUGUAUACACUCCAUCUCCAGUAUACAAGGCACCAGUUUACAGCCCAGCCCCCGUCUACAAGUCACCUGUAUACACCACAUCUCCAGUAUACAGCCCAUCCCCCGUAUACAAGUCACCUGUAUACACCCCAUCUCCAGUAUACAAGACACCAGUAUACAGUCCAUCCCCCGUCUACAAGUCACCUGUUUACAGCCCAUCCCCCGUCUACAAGUCACCUGUAUACACACCAUCUCCAGUAUACAAGGCACCAGUUUACAGCCCAUCCCCUGUCUACAAGUCACCUGUGUAUACCCCAUCUCCGGUAUACAAGGCACCAGUAUACAGCCCAUCACCCGUCUACAAGUCACCUGUUUACAGCCCAUCCCCCGUCUACAAGUCACCAAUAUACACUCCAUCUCCAGUAUACAAGGCACCAAAAUACAACCCAUCCCCUGUCUACAAGUCACCAGUAUACAGUCCAUCCCCCAUCUACAAGUCACCAGAUUACAGUCCAUCUCCCGUGUACAAGUCACCCGAAUACCCACCAUGUGUAGCAUACAAGUCACCAGAUUAUAGUCCAUCCCCAGUGUACGAGUCACCAAAGUACACCCCAUCUCCAAAAUACAGCCCAUCCCCCAUGUACAAGUCACCAACUUACACUCCAUCUCAAGUAUAUAAGGCUCCGGUAUACAGUCCAUCCCCCAUCUAUAAGUCACCCGUGUACACCCCAUCUCCAGUUUACAAGGCACCAGUUUACAUUCCAUCCCCUAUUUACAAAUCACCAGUAUACACUCCAUCUCCAGUAUACGAAGCACCCGUUUACAGCCCAUCCCCCAUGUACAAGUCACCAGUGUACACUCCAUCUCCAGUAUACAAGACUCCAGUAUACAGCCCAUCCCCCAUCUACAAGUCACCUGUGUACACCCCAUCUCCUAAAUACACCACACCAGUAUACAGCCCAUCCCCUGUUUACACCGCAUCUCCAGUAUACACCCCAUCUUCCGACUACAAGGCACCAGUUUACACCCCAACUUACGAGACUCCUACAUAUUCUCCAAGCCCUUCAUAUGGAUAUUAAGAGAAUUACACUACUAAGUGAUUGUUUUAUUUGGCAUUAUUUUAAUGUAUCUCCCAUUGAGGGCUUAAGUUAGUUAAAUUGAGAUUCGUUUCUGUUGUAUUGCUUUAUUCAAUAUAUUAAUAAUACAUAUUUUCUGUUUCUUUUUUA